AUGAUUGCAGAAGGAGUCCUGGGGCACGUUCUGGAGACUUUGGUUUCCAUGGCCAGCAUGAGGCACCGAAGGAAUGGCAAUUUUGAGAGUUCCAGGCUCCUCUAUUCCAGCAUGUCUCGCAGCAUCGACGUGGCUUGCAGCGAUGCUGAUUUGGCCAACUUCAUCCAAGAAAACUUUAAGAAGAGAGAAUGUGUCUUUUUUACAAAAGACACCAAGUCCAUGGGUAACUUAUGUAAAUGUGGAUACCCUGAAAAUCAGCACAUAGAGGGCACCCAGGUUAACACCACUGAAAAAUGGAACUACAAGAAGCACACCAAGGAGUUUCCUACUGAUGCCUUCGGGGACAUUCAGUUUGAAAACUUGGGAAAAAGAGGAAAGUACAUCCGCCUGUCGUGUGACACAGACUCUGAGACACUCUACGACCUCAUGACCCAGCACUGGCACCUGAAGACCCCAAACCUCGUCAUCUCCGUCACUGGCGGCGCCAAGAACUUCGCGCUCAAGCCCCGCAUGCGCAAGAUAUUCAGCAGGCUGAUCUACAUCGCCCAGUCCAAGGGAGCCUGGAUUUUCACUGGGGGGACGCACUAUGGGCUGAUGAAGUACAUUGGGGAGGUGGUCAGAGACAACACCAUCAGCCGCAGCUCCGAGGAGAACGUGGUGGCCAUUGGCAUCGCGGCCUGGGGCAUGAUCUCCAACCGGGAAACCCUCAUCCGCACGGCCGACAGCGACGGGAGCUACUUGGCCCGCUACAUCAUGGAUGACCUGAAGAGAGACCCCCUGUACUGCCUGGAUAACAACCACACCCAUCUCCUGCUGGUUGAUAAUGGCACCCACGGGCACCCCACCACAGAGGCCAAAGUGCGGACCCAGCUGGAGAAGUACAUUUCAGAGCGGGUCAUCCCAGAAUCUAAUUAUGGUGGGAAGAUCCCAAUUGUGUGUUUUGCCCAAGGUGGUGGGAAGGAGACUUUGAAAUCCAUCAACGUGGCCAUCAAGAGCAAGAUUCCCUGUGUGGUGGUGGAAGGCUCUGGGCGCAUUGCCGAUGUCAUUGCCAGCCUGGUGGAGGCUGAAGGCACUCUUGCUUCCUCCUGUGUCAAGGAGAGCUUGCUCAGGUUCCUGCCGCGCACCAUUUCCAGGCUCUCAGAAGAGGAGACCGAGAGCUGGAUCAAGUGGAUCAAAGAAGUCCUUGAGAGCCCUCAUUUACUGACAGUGAUCAAAAUAGAAGAAGCUGGGGAUGAAAUUGUGAGCAAUGCCAUUUCCUUUGCCCUGUACAAAGCUUUCAGCACCAACGAGCACGACAGGGACAACUGGAACGGGCAGCUGAAGCUGCUGCUGGAGUGGAACCAGCUGGACCUGGCCAGCGAUGAGAUCUUCACCAACGACCGAAACUGGGAGUCUGCUGACCUGCAGGAUGUGAUGUUCACAGCCCUGGUGAAAGACAGGCCCAAAUUUGUCCGGCUCUUCCUGGAGAACGGCUUGGAUCUGCGGAAGUUCCUGACCACAGAGGUCUUGAGGGAGCUGUACACCAACAACUUCAGCAGCCUGGUGUUCAAGAACCUGCAGAUUGCCAAGAACUCCUACAACGAUGCCCUCCUCACCUUUGUUUGGAAGAUGGUGGAGGAUUUCCGGAGAGGUUUCAAAAGAUAUUACAAAAACAGCAAGGAUGAGAUGGAGAUACAGCUCUCAGAGGAGUGUCCUAUCACAAGGCACCCAUUGCAAGCUCUGUUUAUUUGGUCAGUUCUUCAGAACAAGAAGGAAUUGUCCAAAGUCAUUUGGGAGCAAACCAGAGGCUGCACUUUGGCAGCCCUGGGGGCCAGUAAGCUCCUGAAAAGCAUGGCCAAGGUGAAGAAUGAUAUAAAUGCUGCUGGCGAGUCCGAGGAACUGGCUAACGAGUAUGAGACAAGAGCAACCAGGGAAAAGCCUGUGGAGAAGAGUAAGGAACUCUUCUUAUAUUAUGUGUCUUUCUUCACCUCCCCCUUUGUGGUCUUCUCCUGGAAUGUCACCCUGCAUUAACUUUUAUUUUUACUUGACCACAUGGAGGUAGCCUCCAGCCAGUGGUACAUGAACGGCAGCAAGUAUUUCUCAGACCUGUGGAAUGUUAUGGAUACCCUUGCAAUCUUCUACUUCAUAGCAGGGAUUGUGUUCAGGCUUCACUCUGAUGAAAGCUCUUGGUAUUCCGGGAGAGUAAUUUUCUGUUUGGACUACAUAGUUUUCACCCUGAGGCUCAUCCAUAUUUUCACAGUUAGCAGGAAUCUAGGACCCAAAAUUAUUAUGCUGCAGAGGAUGAUGAUAGAUGUCUUCUUCUUCCUCUUCCUCUUUGCUGUGUGGAUGGUGGCCUUUGGAGUGGCCAGGCAAGGCAUCCUGAGGAAGAACGAGCACCGCUGGGAGUGGAUCUUCCGCUCGGUCAUCUACGAGCCCUACCUGGCCAUGUUUGGCCAGUACCCCGAUGACAUUGAUGGUACCACCUACAACUUUGACCACUGCACGUUUUCUGGGAACGAGUCCAAGCCCUUGUGCGUGGAGCUGGAUGCCAACAACCAGCCCCGCUUCCCGGAGUGGAUCACCAUUCCCCUGGUGUGCAUUUACAUGCUCUCCACCAACAUCCUCCUGGUCAACCUGCUCGUGGCCAUGUUCGGCUACACUGUUGGGUCAGUGCAGGAGAACAAUGACCAGGUGUGGAAGUUCCAGCGUUUUUUCCUGGUGCAGGAAUACUGCAGUCGCCUGACCAUCCCCUUCCCCUUUGUCAUCUUUGCCUACAUAUUCAUGGUGCUGAGAAAAUGCUUCAAGUGCUGCUGCAGCAAAGAAAGCAAAGAGCCAUCCAUUUGCUGCUCAAGAAAUGAGGACAAUGAAAUCCUGGCAUGGGAAGCUGUCAUGAAGGAAAAUUACCUCGUCAAAAUCAAUACAAAAGCAAAUGAUUCAUCAGAAGAGUAA
Molecule: messenger RNA, 2928 nt
Organism: Pyrgilauda ruficollis (rufous-necked snowfinch)
Lineage: Eukaryota; Metazoa; Chordata; Aves; Passeriformes; Passeridae
Gene: TRPM8
Product: transient receptor potential cation channel subfamily M member 8
Exons: 23
Biological process (GO): calcium ion transmembrane transport
Cellular component (GO): membrane
Molecular function (GO): ligand-gated calcium channel activity
Source: RefSeq, a predicted model, not a curated record